Molecule: messenger RNA, 1446 nt
Organism: Penicillium salamii
Lineage: Eukaryota; Fungi; Ascomycota; Eurotiomycetes; Eurotiales; Aspergillaceae
Source: the annotation of a GenBank genome assembly
AUGCCUGACCUGCGUCGCCAGAUCUUUGAGAGCGGCAAGACCGUCUCGCGUAAAGCUGCUUCUCGCGAGGCUUCGCGCACCAACUCGCGCACCGGCUCAAAGCAGUCCUCCCGUCAAGGCUCCCGAAAUGCCAGCAGAGCUCCUUCGGAUGAAGAAGACUCAGGUUUCCUCUCUGAUGAGACUUCAAUGAGCAUCGGCUCCUUGGACGACGAAAACCCCGAAACUGAAAAUCCCGAUUGGGAACAAGAGCUCGGCGAUCGCAUUCAAGAAAUUCUCGACCGUAAGCGCAGUAGUGUGCAGGGCCGUGAGGAAGCCCUCCAGGCCUUCUGCCGUUUGACCAAGUACCACUACGCCGUGGAAGAGUUGAACGGUACCGUGGACGAGCUACUCGCUUCAUUUGCGAGAAGCGUGCGGGCCGAGAUUAGUACGCGAGAAGCGACACUCGGACUCCGUGCCAUUGAAUUGCUCGCGAUCUCAGCCUUCGACAACACCAUUUAUGAAAACGCCGAGCCCCUGCUCACCCGCACCAUUCGUGACUCCACCUCCCCGGUCCUCAAAGCGGCCGCGAUUCAAUGUCUGGGAGCGUGCACCAUCUUCGGAGGUGCCGGGACCGAUGGCAUCCUUGAACAAAUGGCCUUCUUGCUGGACAUCGUCGCCUCUGAUGGGCAAUCUAUUGAAGCCAAAGAUGAUGCCGCCGUUGUAACCGCUGCAAUCCAGCAAUGGGGUUUCCUCGCCACGGAAGUUGAUGAUUUCGAAGAAGAAAGCGAGGAGGCAGUUCAGAUUUUUAUGGACCAGCUCGACAGCUCCGACGCCAACGUGCAGAUCUCCUCAGGUGAAAACAUUGCUCUGCUAUACGAGAAGAGCUACACCCCCGAAGAAGAUGAUGAAGACGAAGAUGAAGAGAGUGGCGACUCGGACGAGAGUGAUGAGCACAACAAUGACCAGACCGCUGGCCCCAAGCUCAUCAAGCGCUAUAACGCCUACCACAACACGCCAGAGCUGGAAAGCCAACUCCAGAGUCUUGCGCAUAUCCAUACCAAGCAGAUCAGCAAGCGUGACAAGAAGUCCCUGCACAGCAACUUUGCCUCCAUUCUCACUACAGUCGAAAACCCGCGCCGUGGUCCACGCUAUAAUACCGCCAUUGACCAGAACACCAACCGCCAUUACGGUAGCACUCUGACAGUCAAGAUUGGCCGCCACGGUGUGAUGUCGAUUGACCGCUGGUGGAAAUGGACACGUCUCACUGCUCUGCGCCGUGUCUUGCAGGGUGGCUUUGCUGAGCAUUACUUCCAGGGCAAUCGUUCCGUUCUCAACAGUCUCCCGGUCAUGAUGCGCAUGGCUGAGCAGGGCUCUGGCUCCGUGGAUCGCCAAAGUGCUCGGAAGGCCGCUAAGAUGCGCAACUCCCGUCGCUGGACUGCCCAUCAGUCGGACGAUGAUGACGAGUAA